This is a messenger RNA of Capsella rubella, 1706 nucleotides long. RefSeq names its product pectin acetylesterase 2. The transcript is spliced from 11 exons. NCBI's taxonomy places the organism in Eukaryota, Viridiplantae, Streptophyta, Magnoliopsida, Brassicales, Brassicaceae. Gene Ontology annotation, cellular component: plant-type cell wall. The record is from RefSeq and is a predicted model, not a curated record. The coding region runs from base 211 to 1488 and encodes 425 amino acids. Gene Ontology annotation, biological process: cell wall organization. Gene Ontology annotation, molecular function: pectin acetylesterase activity.
GCAACAUUCUAAGAUCUGAUCUAAAGGUUAACCAAAAUUAUAUUUUACUUUGGCAAGAUCUUGAUCUGGAAUCUUAACUAUCUCAGUUAAGUCUCUUUCUUAGUCUGGUAAUAAAUAUUAAACAAAACGUCUGGUAAUUAAUGUUAUUAUCUCUCUCAUAUCCUCCAUAUAAACUAAGGUUUGUGAUCAAAGUCUGAAACCAUCCCAGCCAUGAUCAAGAAGAGGUGGGAAAUGAAGAAGCUUCUAUGGAGUUUGUUUGGGAUCAUUCUAUUAAACAUCCCUGUGAAUGGGAUGAUGAUGGAGUUUGAUGAAAUGGAGUGGUUCACUGAGUUCAAUGGGACAAAGAUGUUUCAGACUAAAAGUGAUGUUUACUCUGAAGCUAAGUUUCCUAUGGUUGGUCUCACUUUGAUUCAAUCUGCUGCUGCUAAAGGAGCUGUGUGUCUGGAUGGAAGUCUUCCCGGAUAUCACUUGCAUCGCGGUUCUGGUUCAGGAGCGAACAACUGGCUCGUUCAGUUAGAGGGAGGUGGAUGGUGUGAUACAGUUAGAAAUUGUGUAUACCGUAAAACCAGUAGGCGUGGAUCGUCUUCGUACAUGGAGAAACAGAUACCAUUUACCGGUAUUUUAAGCGACCAAGCCGCGGAAAAUCCAGACUUUUAUAACUGGAAUAGAGUUAAAGUUCGGUACUGUGACGGUGGAUCAUUUAGUGGAGACAGCGAAAAUAAGGCUGCAAAACUUCAGUUUAGAGGAAAGAGAAUUUGGUUAGCUGCUAUGGAAGAGUUAAUGGGAAAAGGAAUGCAUCAAGCUAAGCAGGCUCUGCUCUCUGGAUGUUCUGCUGGAGGCCUUGCCGCGAUCUUCCGAUGUGAUGAUUUCGGGAAAUUGUUUCCUCCUUCCACCAGAGUGAAAUGUCUGAGUGAUGCUGGUUUCUUCCUCGACGCCAUCGAUGUGUCGGGCGGUCGAGCGCUGAGGCGUUUAUAUGCUGGAGUGGUAAAAUUACAGAAUCUGCAAACCAUGCUUCCUCGGGACUGUUUAGACCGUCUUAAUCCAACUUCGUGUUUUUUCCCACAAAACUUAAUCAACCAAGUUAAGACUCCAUUGUUUAUUCUAAAUGCUGCAUAUGAUUCAUGGCAGAUCCAAGAGAGCUUAGCUCCUAAAUCUGUAGAUCCAAGUGGAAGUUGGAAUGACUGUAGACUUAACUACGCUAAGUGUAGUCCAUCUCAGAUCCAGUUCUUGCAAGCUUUCAGGACGCGUAUGGUGAAUUUGGUAAAAGGUUUCGCGACGCCGAGAAAGAACGGUGUGUUCCUUAACUCGUGCUUUGCUCAUUGCCAAACAGAGAGGCAUGACACAUGGUAUGCUAAAAACUCUCCAAUCGUUAAGAACAAGGGUAUUGCAGUAGCUGUGGGAGAUUGGUAUUUUGAAAGAGGUGGAGCAAAGCUCAUAGACUGUCCUUAUCCUUGUGACAAGACUUGUCACAAUUUGGUCUUUAGAUGAUAAAAAUUUAGUUUUCCUUAAAAAGAGCAAUCAUUUAUUCAGGCAAACAAAAUGAAAUAAAGCAAAACCCAUUUGAUCACUUCUCUUAACUUUGUGCCUAAAAAAUCCAUUUCUUUUACUAAUAUGAACUAUCCAUAAUUUCUCCUCUGUUUGAAUCCAAAUGUGAAAUCAGAUUGUAAAUGGGAUUAUUAGUGGUAUGGUUAUGAAGAAUGAGCUUA